Manihot esculenta (cassava) is the source of this 2185-nucleotide messenger RNA. RefSeq names its product probable protein phosphatase 2C 40. Lineage: Eukaryota; Viridiplantae; Streptophyta; Magnoliopsida; Malpighiales; Euphorbiaceae. Gene Ontology annotation, molecular function: protein serine/threonine phosphatase activity. The transcript has 4 exons. The record is from RefSeq and is a predicted model, not a curated record. Gene Ontology annotation, biological process: protein dephosphorylation. The coding region runs from base 452 to 2044 and encodes 530 amino acids.
GACGGAGAGACAAGAAGGGAGAGAGAAGAGUGUUCAAAAUUUCCAAUACAAAUCAUUUCCGGUGGUUGAAUCCUGUAGAUGAGGACUCAAAUUUGAGCCAAAGAAAAAUUCCCCUUGUUAUAGCAAAGACCCUUCUCCACCAUCCAUUCUCUCCAUGCUCUAAAGCCAACGCUUUUGACGUUCUUCUUCGAUACAGAUUCUCCACUAGUCUUUUUCCUUUCCUUCAAUUCCUCUAUCUGCGUGUCUUCUUCUCUUCUUUGCUUAUUCUUCUGCUUUUGUUUCUCCUUUUAUAGGCUUUGUUAUCAACUCACAUCCUUCUGCUCUUUUUCUUCUUCUCUUCCCUUACUCGUCACCACUUAUACUCUCUACUGGAGAUAUAUACUGUCGCAUUCUGUUUCGCGCUUUUCUUCAUCUGGGUACCUUGGAGGAUCAAAAGGCUGAGUAAUAAACAAUGCGAGGGGCAAGUUCAGUUAAUCCUGAGGGAGAAAUCAAAGUGAGUUUUGGCUAUCAUUGCAACAGUCAUAGCGGCAGCUCUUGUAUGGUUUCCAAUGGGUAUGAAAACCUGCAGAGCACAAAACUCCAUAGGGACAGCAGCUUUUCUUGCUUGACUGGUGCUGCCCUAAGUGCUAAUGCCACUUUGGCUAAUACCAAUAUCUGUAAUGGUGUGAUAGGAGCAGAAAUACUUCCCAGUUUGGACUCCCCAAACUCAUUCCGAAAAGUUCCCUCUUCACCAACCCUUUCAAGGUUGGACAUAUUACCAUCUUCUCUUCAAAGCAGCAUGUCAAACUUAAGUUGCAGCCCAUCCAGCCCAAGUCCACCAGAAUAUGAUUCUUGUCCUUUAAAAUCCAUGAGUGCACCUUCUAGAAGUGAAGGCUUCCUUAAUGCCAUUGAAGUUCAAGUGGCAGGUGGAGCUGCUGGUGAAGACAGGGUCCAAGCUGUCUGUUCUGAAGAAAGUGGGUGGCUACUCUGUGCAAUCUAUGACGGUUUUAAUGGAAGAGAUGCAGCUGAUUUUUUGGCUGGGACAUUGUAUGAAAACAUCAUCAUGCACACCAACUCUUUAGACUGGGAAUCAAGGCAGAAUGUGAACAGAGCAUCCAAUGGUAUGUAUCUGGAUGGGUCCCUAAAAUAUCCUGCUGAGGUUGGUAAUCUUAGUCUUGGAGAAAAAAGUCCAUCAGGUUGUCUUAAUACUAAGUAUUCAAAUAUAAACAUAGCCACCAAGAAUGGUGUACAUUCCAAAUUGGAAAUUUCAUCUGAUUUAUUUAGGCAUGAAGUACUUGACAGCCUUCAGCGGGCUCUUAGUCAGGCUGAGAAUGAUUUCUUAAACAUGGUGGAGCAGGAAAUGGAGGAACGUCCUGAUCUAGUUUCUGUAGGAUCUUGUGUCUUGGUUGUUCUUAUCCAUGGAACAGAUUUGUAUACACUGAAUUUAGGUGAUAGUAGGGUUGUUUUGGCAACAUAUGAUGGAGACUAUGUGGGGAGUGGGUAUGAGCACCUAAAAGCUGUCCAGCUCAGUGAUUGCCACACUGUUGACAAUGAACUUGAAAGAACCAUGCUAUUGAAGGACCAUCCUGAUGACCCUGCAACAAUUGUAUUUGGAAAAGUGAAAGGAAAAUUGAAGGUCACCCGUGCUUUUGGAGUUGGCUACUUGAAAAAGAAAAAGCUAAAUGAUGCGCUGAUGGGUAUUCUUCAAGUUCGUAACCUCAUAAGCCCUCCAUAUAUUUCUACCCAACCAUCAAUGAAUGUUCAUAAAAUAUCAAAGUCUGAUCACUUCCUCAUAGUUGGAAGUGAUGGAUUAUUUGAUUUCUUCAGCAAUGAUGAGGCAGUAAAGCUUGUGCAUUCUUAUAUCUUGAGCAACCCCAAUGGUGAUCCUGCAAAAUUUCUGUUAGAGCAGCUUGUGGCAAGAGCAGCAGAUUGUGCAGGUUUCAGUAUGGAAGAAUUGAUGAACAUACCGGCUGGUAGGAGGAGGAAAUAUCAUGAUGAUGUAACUGUGAUUGUGAUUGUUUUGGGAGCAAAUCAUCGCACUUCGAAAGCAUCAAUGUACGUGUAAGUUUUUAUGCAACUGUUUUGUCUCAAUAAGGUAGUUUUUUGAAAAAACAGAUUUCAACUUGUAUAUAUCUGAUGUUGGGCAUAUGAUCUGUAUGAAAAAGAUUAGCAUGGGCAAUUUUGAUACAACCUAUCUUCAGUGCAA